CUGCCGCGAUUUCCUCUUUCACACUGCGGCUCAGCCUAGAGGCUGAUUCUCCUGCCAUCCCUGUUGUAGCUGUCGCUCCUGCUGCGGUUGCGGCGCGUUGGGGAGGCUGCCAAAAAAAAAGGAUGAGAAGCUCGAAUGUUUACACUUCCACUACAGCAGCCAUGCCUCUUUGCCUGAUAGCUCCACACCCCUUCCGCAUCUAAACGGCGACAGACUGCAGAGCAUCAACCCAAUUCCCCCCUCAUCCUAAAACCAGCAUCACCCCCGCCCCCCAUAGGUUUGCCUUACUUCUGUUUCCGCUUUAGUCAAAUCACCCCGCAGCUGGACCAGACCGAUUUACUGCCUUCCCCGCCCGCUGCUCCAAUUGGCAAGUGGACCACAACAGGGGGGAAAAGAAAUCAGCAUCCUGCCGAUUCGGUGCAUCUUCUCUUCCGUCUCCUGCACUGUUCAGUUAACCCAGACCUAGCAUCAUCAUCAUCUGUGAAGAGGCCGAAACCAGGAGACGGAGUCUGUUUGAUACUCCACUUCCCUCUUCCUUUCUGGGCAUCGUUAUCCUCAGCUGAAGCGAUGUAGGAUAUGUUGGGCGACCUCCUCUCCCAUCAACCCCAUCCCCGCUUAUCCUGGUUAGAAGAUCGUCUUUGGUGAAUAAGACUGCUUACUGCCAUUGUUCAGUUUCUUUAUUUAUUGUUCACAUAUUUGAAGUUCAAUGUCAACGAUAAGAUCAUCAAACUGACUGUGUACAUGAUUUUUGGGAAAGUGGUGGUUUUGCUGUAUCAAAACUGGCAAUUAGAAAGGGUACAGGUUUAUUUAAGAGAAUAGCAAUUUUCUUCAACAUUGUUUCUAAUUUUAAUUUCUUAUUGCACUAUUAAUAAUGUCGCAUGAUCGGAGUAUCGAGUUGGAGCACUUUGAAGAAAGGAGCAAGGGCCACCGAUCUUCUCGGCGUGGAAGUGGCACUGGAGGAGGUGGAGGAGGCGGUGGAGGUGGUGGAAGCUCAGUCUCCCGAGGAAAUGGUAUACCAAGCCCAGCUCACAGUGCUCACUGCAGUUUCUACCGGACCCGUACCCUGCAGGCGCUUAGCCAGGAGAAAAAAGCCAAAAAAGUCCGCUUUUACCGGAAUGGAGACCGCUAUUUUAAAGGGCUUGUGUAUGCUGUCUCCCCAGACAGGUUCAGGUCCUUAGAUGCUUUGCUUGCAGAACUGACAAAGUCUCUAUCAGAUAAUGUCAACCUGUCCCAAGGAGUCAGGACCAUCUAUAGCAUCGAUGGAACCAAGAAGAUCACCAGCUUGGAUGAGUUGCUGGAAGGUGAAAGCUACGUUUGUGCAUCCAAUGAGCCAUUUCGUAAAGUAGACUAUGCCAAGAAUGUUAAUCCAAACUGGUCAGUCAAUAUCAAGGCAGGAACAUCCCGCUCUCUCUCAUCACUAACAUCAAGAGGUGAAGGAAAAGAAUCCAAGGAUUUUAUUAGGCCCAAACUGGUGACUGUUAUUCGCAGUGGUGUAAAACCACGGAAAGCUGUAAGGAUUCUUCUCAACAAGAAGACAGCACAUUCAUUUGAGCAGGUGUUAAAUGACAUUACAGAUGCCAUAAAGUUGGAUUCUGGAGCAGUCAGAAGGCUCUACACACUUGAUGGAAAGCAGAUCAUUUGCCUACAGGACUUUUUUGGGGAUGAUGAUGUCUUUGUUGCAUGUGGUCCAGAAAAGUAUCGCUAUGCCCAGGAUGACUUUUUACUGGACAGUAGUGAGUGUCGGGUGAUGAAAUCAACCUACUCGCGUUCCGGUAGCACACCACGACAUUCUGGAUCAAAAAGCCCUGGGCUAUCUCGUCGAAGCAGAUCUCCUGCAUCAGUUAAAAGAGGAGGUUACUACACAGCUUUUUCUCCAGUCAAAUCCCCAGUGAAUGGAACUCCAAGCAGCCAGCUGUCAACACCCAAAUCUACAAAGUCAUCCAGCUCCUCCCCGACUAGCCCUGGCAGCUUGAGAGCUCAUAAGAUUAUUCACCAGAUAGGACUCUCUGCCAAUGUGAAUGGAGUACCUCAACAAGCCAAUGGCAUCAGCUUAGAAGGUGUGAAUGGAAAUAGAUCCUUGCCAGCUUCAACUAUUCUUGAUAAAUAUAAAGUUGGAAAGGUGAUUGGAGAUGGGAAUUUUGCUGUCGUUAAAGAAUGUGUGGAACGAUCCAGUGGCAAGGAGUAUGCACUGAAAAUAAUCGACAAGGCCAAGUGCAGUGGUAAGGAGCACUUAAUUGAGAAUGAGGUGGCGGUUCUGCGGAGGGUUAAACAUCCCAAUAUCAUCAUGUUAAUAGAAGAGGUGGACACACCAACAGAGCUUUACCUAGUAAUGGAAUUAGUCAAGGGUGGAGAUCUGUUUGAUGCCAUUACAUCAUCAACUAAGUACACAGAACGGGAUGCCAGUGCAAUGGUGUACAACCUAGUUUCUGCACUCAAAUACCUGCACAGCCUGAACAUUGUGCACAGGGAUAUCAAGCCGGAGAACUUGCUGGUGUGUGAAUAUGUAGAUGGCACCAAGUCCUUAAAACUGGGUGACUUUGGUCUGGCAACUGUGGUGGAUGGACCCCUGUACACAGUGUGUGGCACACCAACAUAUGUUGCUCCAGAGAUCAUUGCAGAGAGUGGGUAUGGUUUAAAGGUUGACAUUUGGGCAGCAGGAGUCAUUACAUACAUCCUCCUAUGUGGCUUCCCUCCAUUCCGCAGUGAGAACAAUGUCCAGGAAGACCUGUUUGACCAGAUUCUUGUUGGACGACUGGAGUUUCCCUCUCCUUACUGGGAUAGUAUCACCGGCUCUGCUAAAGAACUGAUUAGCCGAAUGUUGCAGGUGAACAUUGAAGCUCGGUACACAGCUGAGAAAGUUCUGACUCAUCCAUGGGUGGCUGAUGAUACAGCACAAGAGCGAGACAUGCAGGUAGCAGUGACUGGAAAAUUGAGAAAGCACUUUAACCCAGUAGCAAAGCAGAGCAACAGUACUGCUGGCGUCAGUGUUAUAAUGAUGCAGCAAGAAGUGCAGUGCAAUGAUUAAUAUCCUUUAUGGACACUAGAAGAUUAUAAGUUUGAAGUGUAAGAGGGAGAGGGUGAGGAGCUCCAGUCCUCAUACUGAGACAAUGGAUUAACCUGGAACAACACCAUGGUGUAGAACACAGUGUCCUUACAGGGUGACCAUUCACUAACUCCCAGCCGGUUCAAAUUUGCAUGGCCUGUUGCCUUGUGCCUCAUCUCUUUUUUAAGCUUUCUCAGCUCACACAAGGCAGAACUUUUCAUGGUGUGGAUUCAGGCUAAUGCUGCUAUUUAAGGGAGAGCACAUACCUUUCUUAUCUAUUGCUUGUACUGGAUUAAUUUCACCUCAGGCUCACUCAAGAAUCAAAAUUUUCUGGACUACUGAAUACUUGACAGGAUCAGAAAAAAAUCUCCUAUGUGAUAGACCUCAUGCUCUUGAUUUGAAAGGCCAAAAAGCAUACUUCAUAACUACGUGGACAAGAAUUGGUUUUAAGAUAAGCACCGGUGUUAAAAUUCUUCAGGAAUAACAGAAGAAACCAAGAACUUCCAAAAAAGGAAGACAACCUGAAAUUAUUUCGAGUAGGCAGAGUGGUCUUUGAGUGCCAUCUGGUGUUAGCAAAGCUGAAUUGCUAUGUCAAAAGCUUUGCUAAAAUUUCUUUGGUUUCCACUAAAUCUAUGAUCCUUAUUUCAUAAAUGUUUAAUUUAGCCCUGAUUGUUAGAGUGCUUUUGCAUUAUGUAUUAUGUUCAUGUGAUGCUUGGUUCUCUAAGAUAUGAUUAUGUGAUCAAAGUGAUGUUUUUAAUUGCAGAGUUAUCUAUUAGCUAGUAAAAAUAAUUGGACUCCAUCUUUAUGAAAGCAGAGUUCUUGAGAGCCAAGUAUUUUGCAUGUUGCAACAAGGUAUGAGUUGUAAUAAUUGUUCUUCAGUACAGCACAGAAGAGAGUCAGAUAUUUGAGGAGGGUCUGCUUCAUCCUGCAUCACUUUAAAUGUUUUAAAAGACUGCCUGUUUCCAUUGACAAAUCUUCUAAAAUAAAAUCUGUGCAAAUGAUUGGCAUGAUGUAACUACAAAAUAAAACAUGACAGAAAUUGGGCAACUUCCCACUCCAGUUUUGCUACCAGCAGUAGAAAUGUGUCGAGGUUUAUGUGUUCAGUGAAAUGUCUGAGUUGGAAUCCAUAAUCAACAAGUUUUACAAUGAAUUGAUUUGGAAAAAGUAAUUUGCUGCCACAUUUGUGGUGUGUUUUCUUGAAGAUAUACAAAUAUAAAUGUGUCUGAACUGUGACGAGUCUAUCGCUGUGCUUCUUCCCUCCCACCUCUGGCCCACACCUGCAUUGCUUCUUUGUUUAGAUGCCUGCGGCACAUGUUAACUGCAUCAGCACUUCUCACAUUUCUACUGCACACAUGUUGCUUCUUCCUUUUAAAAAUAGCUGUAAGUGUAGGGGAACAGGAGAAACAGUUUGUUUGGAAUUACUUAUAUUUUCCCUGCAUGUUUCCCCAUCUCAUCAAUUUAACAUUUAGAUUUGAAAAUGUUUUGACAAAGUGAGUGAAUCCUGUUCUAUAAUUUUAUUUUUGACAGUGAUUUUGGAACAGCAUUGUGCAAGGAGAUGUGUUUUAUUUAGGAAUUCAACCAACCUGAAUCUCUGUACAGUGUAAAAAUGAGUGCAGUGUGAUAAUCAUGCUACUUAGUAUCAUUUUAAACUUUGAACUCUUUAGUAUUUAAUAAGUGUUCUGUAUGAAAGGGACCAAAAUUUUAAAAGGAACACAUUAUUCAAGAAAUGUCUGACAGUCCUAUUUCAUUAACUUAUAGACAUACAAUGAAAUGAUUUCUAGUUGGAUUUUCAACUGUUGGUCAUGCACUAGGAAUUAAUUAUUUUGUUACCUAAUGCAUUAAUAAUUCGAGAUUGACAGAUCCAUAGAAAUCCUGUGUGAAAAAAAAUAUUUUGUCAUGUGUGUUGAAGUAUUUUAGCAUUUCAGAUUGGACUGGUGGGCCUAAUGGAAAACAGUAGCAUUUGAAGAGCUCUGGUGCUCUAUCAGUUGCUCUAUCCCUCACUCCAUCUUCUCUCACUCUCAAUUUCCCUCACUCCUCUUUUCCUCACUCACUCAUUACAGAUACAGGGAGCAGGUUGCCUAAGCUGCCACAAAAAUACCAACUCCUCUGAAAGGGUUUUGAUUGGAACCACCUAAAGUUGUUAAUCUCUGUCUAAUAGAAAUCUAAAAUAGUUAUUAGGAGUUGUAUCCCCUUUUGCAGUUAUUGUGAUCCCACUAUGACAAAGUCAUGCAUCAAUCAAACAAAUCAAUUGAUUUUCUCUCUUGGGCCUGAGGUGUCUAAAAUCUCUGCUUUGUAGAAAUAUUUUUUUUUCAUUGCCACAGGUUAAGUGCAUCAUUGAAUGCAGAAACUUUUCAAUCUGUUACUGCUCCGACCUUUCAGGAGAAGGUGAAAUUAGAAAAGAAAAUUUAAAUUGAUAAGCUUUCUUGAGAAUUAACUGGUUGAGCCACUCGUGCCUCGACUCCAUAUUUUUGGACAUAAUACCAACAUUAUUGAGUUAAACUUCAGUAUCACCACCAACAGACCUCAGAAGUACUCACCAUAUACAGUCUUUCCUACCAGACACAGGCUUCUGUGCCAUACAGAAGAGGAAUUGGCAAAUGGCUCCCUGUAGUUCUGCUGUUACGAGGUUCAGGCCUCGAUGUUAAGCCCUCUUUCUAACCAUAGAAUAUUUGCUUGGUAAGACCAAUCCAGAAAUAAACUAGAUUCACAAACUCAGUACCCUUAUUACCUGAGAACUCACUAUGGCAUCAGUGUAGAAUACUACAGAAUGAGAAAAUGAGGAGCACUUAAUGUGCAGGAGGAAGAGGAAUUAUACAUGUUUUUUAAUGUGUUCAUGGGGUAAGGGUGUCACUGGCCAGGCAGCAUUUACUGCCCAUGAAAAAGAAUCACAUUGCUGUGGGUCUGGAGUCACAUGUGGGCCACACCAGGUAAAGAUGGCUGUUCUGUCCCUAAAGGACAUCAAUGAACCAGACGGGUUCCCCACGCAAUAAUCAACAUGGAAUUCAUGGUCAUCAUUAGACUCGUAAUUCCAGAUAUUUAUUGAAUUCAAGUUCCACCAUCUGCCGUGGUGGGAUUUGAACCAGGUUGCCAGAACAUUGUCUAGGUCUGUAGGUUAACAGUCUAGUGACAAUACCAGUAGGCAUUGCCUCAUCUAGUCUUGAUAAUGAAUUGAAAUAUGUUUGAUCACUCAAUUGUUGAGUUGGCUUUUAUCCCACAUUGGAUGCUGUACUAUUCCAGAGAGAAGUCAUUUAUGGCUGCUCACAAUCACCAAGAUUUCUUCUACAACCACAAGAUGAGAAUAUGCCUAGCUUUUUUUUCCCCCAGGUUCUAUAUGGCUGGACAGAUGGUCCACUUCUGGUAAAUUAGUCUAAGAAACUAUAUAAAUUGCUGACUGCAGAUUCUGGAUAAGCUCUGGAUACCCUAGCAUUUCACAAGAGGUUUGGGAGGAAGCAAGUACACUUUGUUAUGUUUUGUGCCCUGGGUUCUAUUACAUUGGUACCAAUCAUUACCACGUCUCCAUGUGUGACAGUCUAUCCAACAUUACAAAAGAAUUUGCCUUGUUCAUUCUUUUAAGUCCACUUUUGCAACAUCAACAUCUCUACCUCUCUUUUACUGCUGGCAGGAUUUUCGUCAAUGUCUGUUAUCGCAAUAAAACUUUAUCCCCCAUGCACUAUCGCCCCACCUGCUUCCAUAACCACCAUAUUGUAUCCAUUGGAAACAUUAUAAUUCCUUCACAAUGACUUUGUUUCCAUACAAAAUGUUGCACUUCCAGGCUUCAUGUGACCCAGCAAACUGAAUUCAAACUCUCAGAAUCCAACGAUACCAUAUCAUCAAUCCAAUCCAAUCCUACAGCUUUUUCCAGAUAUAAUUCCUCUCAUGAUCGCAAAACUCUUCCAUUCAUUUGCUUGCUCCUCUGCUAUUGUUGGCCUGUUCCUCUUGAUUGGUACAGCUGGUGAGUAAUCAUUUUCAUUCCUGCUUUUUAUUUCGUUCCGUACGGGAAAACAAAGCAACUUGUGCGUUAAACUCGUCAUGAAACAUUGUUACACUUUAAUAUAUAAUGAACGUUUACAUUCGAAUUACAAUAUCUUAAAGUAAUGCAGAGUCAGGCCCUUGGGCGUCCAGGCAGUGACAGCACCUUAGUGUGGGUUUGCUCAGAUGCCUUUCUGAUGUCUGAAAACGGCUAGAAUGAUGUUAUUUUAACGCAACACUGCGCUAUUAAUCGGACAACUUAGUGAUGUUUCACCUCUCUCUCAUCAGACACGUUAAGCUGAUUUCAUGAAACAGUAUGAAACUAUAUUGAAUUCAGCAUGUUUCCCUUAAAUCACACCAUCUGUAAUCUCGAGAGGAGAUUUUAGGAAUUUAGUUUUACAAAGGCGAUUUUUUUUCUCUGCUGUCCGUUUGUUUGCAGUUCCGUCAUAAUCCAUGUUAAGUACGUCAAAAUCAUUCUACAUUUGUAAGCUCGCUCAUUCUCUCCUUUUUUUAUUUUCCAGUACACAGCUCUCGAUAAAGAAAGUCAGAUAUUCAGUGGUAAGCCCCACCGAGAUAUUGAAGGAGUUGGUCCGGAGCAAACGGCUCGGACGUCCUCGGGUGCGGA
Molecule: messenger RNA, 7637 nt
Organism: Stegostoma tigrinum
Lineage: Eukaryota; Metazoa; Chordata; Chondrichthyes; Orectolobiformes; Stegostomatidae
Gene: dclk2a
Product: doublecortin-like kinase 2a
Exons: 18
Coding region: 872-3025 (717 amino acids)
Biological process (GO): protein phosphorylation; intracellular signal transduction
Molecular function (GO): ATP binding; protein kinase activity
Source: RefSeq, a predicted model, not a curated record